UGUAUUCAUUGCAGAUUCUGAUCUUAUCCAGGUGUUUAAUAUUGCAAAUUAUAAUAAUGACGUUUUAUUAAUGUCAUUUUUUUCCUCAUGACCGAUCGAAUUCUCGGUGUUGGUCCGGGUGCGUUCGUAGUAGGAGUUCUUUGGAUCGGAACUAUUAUUCUAGUGAUAAUUUUUUCCAGAGCUAAACGCCCAUUCUCCGCAAUCUAUCCUUGUCCCUAAGGUGCCGUACACAUUCACUCGCACAAAAGAAUUCAGGUUUUUUGGUUUCGUAUUUAUUGCUGCAUCAACAAUUGCUACACUCAUUCUCGUUUUUACACCACGAGGCCCAGAAACUUCUGACUCCUUCCUAGAUUUUCUGCCCCCGGAUUAUUUAUUCACUUGGAAAUGUGUUUUAAUCCUAUUUAUGGGACUUGGUUUUAUUAUAUCUGUGGUCUUAAUGGUUUUUGAAAUGUUUGCUAUUUCUAUGAUACCCGAACCUUUAGUAGCGGCUCCUCAUAGAACUGUUAGCAGUAAUUCCCUUUUUUAAAAAUUUUUCUUACAAUCUUGAACACUGAUUUCCAGGAAAUAUGUCUGAAAAGGUUCCUAAAGUUGGUAGUCGUGUUGAAAUAAUUGGUAAAGAUGUUAAAGGUAAAGUUGCAUUUGCUGGAAGUACCAAUUUUUCAGCAGGUAAAUGGUUUGGUGUGAUAUUAGAUGAGCCCAAAGGAAAAAAUAAUGGCUGUGUUCAAGGAAAAACUUAUUUUACUUGCCCUGAUAAUCAUGGAAUAUUUGUGAGACAAACACAGCUCCAAGUCAUCGAUGAUGAAGGAGGAUUGAAGGGAAGAACAUCAUCAUCACCUUCCACAGGCUCUUUAGAAAAUGUUGCAAAAGAUACAGAUAAGCGAAGGAAGUCUUCGAACACUGGUAUUCCUCGGUUUCCAUCUGAUAAAGGAGCAAAAGAUGCUGCAAACUUGGCAGAAGUCCCAAGUCGUUUCUCGUCUACUGGCUCAUUGAAAAGUUCAAUGAUCGAAGAGGAUGCCUCCAUGCAGCCUUCUGAUCUUCAAUCAAUUAAGGCUGCUGCUAGCACCCUUGAAUAUAAAGGUUUGCUCCUCCAAAAAGAUCAAGAAAUUGAUAAUCUGAAAAGUGAGAUUAAAGAUCUGACUGAAAAGCUAGAAACAAUCAAGAUAAAAAGACAGGAAGACCAGGGCAAAUUGAAAGAGGCAGAGAAAGCUAAAAUUCAGGUCCAGCAAUUAAUGGAAUAUAAGGCAAAAAUUGCUGAGGUACAGGCUGACCUUCAAAGGCAAAUAACACAAGCUAAAAAGGAAGCAAAAGAAGCUAUUGAAGCUAAGGAACAGCAUGCUGAGGAAAUGUCUGAUUUAGCUGAAGCAAUGGAAAUUGCAACUUUGGACAAAGAAAUGGCAGAAGAAAAAUGUGAAGCACUUCAAGCUGAAUUGGAGCAAACAAAAGAAAAAUUAGAGGAACUGCAGAUUGAUUAUGAGAUUUUGAAAACUGAGAUGUCUGAUAAAGGAAGCGAUGGAAAAGCAACUACAUACCAGGUUAAACAGUUAGAACAGCAAAAUGAAAGACUAAAGGAAGCUUUAGUUAAAUUAAGGGAUCUCUCUGCUCAAGAAAAGCAAGAGCAGCAAAGAACACAAAAAGAACUUGAGCAUCAGAAGUCAGAAAUUAAUGAAUUAAGUCGAGCUAAAGAAAAAUUGAGUUUGCUUGUAGAGGAUUAUGAAAAACAACUGGGAGAAUUGAAAGAACAGGUAGAUGCAGCACUUGGCUCAGAGGAGAUGAUUGAACUUUUGACAGAGAGAAAUUUAGCUUUAGAAGACAGAGUCAAAGAAUUGCAGGUUUUAGUAGAUGAUUUGGAACGUUUGCAAGAUGUUAAUGAUCAGUUGCAAGAAUCGGCUAAGGAAACUGAACUUGAACUUCGAGAAGAAAUUGAUAUGGCAAAUUCUAAAAUGAGGGAAUCGCAAAGAAAAUUAGAAGCCAUGCAGGAAGCUAUUGCUGAUUAUGAGCAAACAAUUCAGAAAUUUCGGGAUCAAACUGAACAUCUUCGAGAAGCCAAUCAUGAACUUCGUAUGCAGUUGCAGAAGGAAUCGGAUAGAGUUGCUAUGUCAAAGCCUCUUGAAUAUGUUGACUUCAAAGUUAAGUAUGCUGAAAACAAAGCUUUUGCAAGGGCUGUGGAAAUGGAUCUUAGAAGACUAGAAGUACAAGAAGCUACCCAACACGUGAAUUAUUUGUGUUCUUUUAUGCCUGACAGUUUCUUAAGUCGUGGAUCUGAUCAUGAUGCUAUUUCAGUGUUGUUACUUGUUCCAAGAAUGAUUACCAAAUCAGAAAUUUUGGCUUCACAAGUAAAAGAAAAAUUUCCCUCUCCAGAAGAAAUAACUAAAGAUGUAAUUUUAAAAUCUCAUAAAAUUGAUCAAUAUGCCUUCAGUAAUCGAUUAUUAUAUCAACUUUAUUUUCUUCAAUCACUUUUACAUCAGUACGUUAGUGCUCUUAAUAAUUGUAAUGUUGAAUUAUUUAUGAAAGUUGGCACACUGUACAUAGAGAUGGCUGUUCAAGAAAAAGCCUUGGACUAUUAUAUUGAUUUGCUCAGAAAAGAUCAGCUAGAUGAAAAUGUUAACCUGGAUGGUUUGAACAAAUGUGUAAUGUAUUUCUUCAAUUUGUAUAGUGUGCACUUGGCUUCUGAGCGAGUCGAUUGUACACAGCUCAUGGGAGAUUAUAUGAAAAUUAUUGGAGCUGCUUGCGAAUCAAUUCGUACUGAUAUUUCUUCCAUUAAGAUGCUUUUAGAUAAUGCUGGUUCUAGUAGUGAAUUUGGCUCCUUGUUGAAAGAUGUUUGUACAUACUCUGAAGAUGUGCUUCAGUUUGUGAAAAAAAUUCGAAGGCGUUUACCAGCAGAAGGUGGUCAGACAAUUUUGCAAUUCUCAGAAGAAGUACAAAAUCAUCUUUUGAAAUGCAGAGAAAAUGUUGAGCAAGUUAUGUCUGCUGCCUAUCUUUUGAGGAAGUCAACUGUUCAACAGAUAGCUAUGUCAGGGGAAUUAACUUAUGUUAGUGUAGAAAAAAUUAAAGAACUUGCUCAUGAAUCUACAGAUAAAGCUUAUGGCAAAGAUGACAGUGGUCCUGAAUGCUUACGUCAGUCAAUGAAUUUAGUUAUGACCAGUAUGAAUACUCUUUCCAGUGGUAUGCAAGAAGGUGAAUAUGAAAUAGACAAAUCUAGCAUUGAAAAGGGCAAUCCUCCCGUGUUUUCGCGAGCACAAGCAGUGAAAGAAGAAGCCAGAGAUUUGGAAAAUCUCAAAUUUAAGCUGGAGGCCCGGGAAGGAGACAUAUUAGAACUUAAAAAGGCACUCAAAAUCAAAAGUGAUGAACUUAGUGAAAUGCAUGUACGUAAAGAAAUGGCAGAAAAGAAAUUGGAAAUAGCUGUCAAAGAUGGUGAUGAAAGAGUGGAUCGUAUUCAGAGGCAACUGGAUGAAGCUAAAAUGUUACUUAAGAAAAAAGAAAAGGAGUUUGAAGAAACACUUGAUCAUUUGCAAGCUGACAUUGAUGCAUUAGAAACUGAGAGGGGUGAACUGAAAGACAAAAUUAAAUUGUUUUCCAAAAAGGCAAUUUUGGAAGGUUUGUCCAAGACUACAUCUCUUGCCAGUUUAGUUGCCUCUCCUACCAGUCCAACUGUUCCUGGAGCUGUACCAUCAAAUGUUGUUAUAUCCCGUGAUACUUCCAUACUCUCGCAACAAGUACAGGAUUUGCAAUUGGCAUUGAAGCACUUGAAGAAUGAAAACUUGCGAUUACAAACAGAUAAUAUGAUGAAGCAGUUGGAUAGUUUGCCACCUUUAAAAGUACCUUCUAAACCUACUGGAUUCGUCAGUGUUACAGGACUCCGUAAUAUGAUAAACUUAGAAGAAGAAAACGGCAUAACAUCUGAAAGUCUUGUCAUUUUAUCAAAGAGGUCUAAAGAACUUUUGGAGAAGGCUCAAAUAUUGUGUUGUCCAAAUGUAGUUGAUAUCAGUCAUAGAAAACCUGGUAUGGAACCAGUCAUUGAAAAGAUGGCUGCCAAAAAUCAUAUUGUAGAGUCAACUAUUAAGUUGAAAACCUUGCAAAAUGAGGUGCAAAAACUGAAAGUUGAGAUUGCAAAUUUGCGAGCUUCCCAGAAGAAAGGUACCCAGAUCAGCACAGACUUUUCUGCAUUCCCAACACCAGAAUUCUCUAAAGCUUUUGCUUGUGAUAAACAGUUAGUUGCAAAAAUUGCUUUUCCAAAGAGAUGUGGUGCUGAUGAGAAAGCAGUUGUUCCUCUUCUUACCAAUAUGAAUGAAAUUGUUGGAUUGCACUCCAAAAUUUUGUCGUGAUGUGGCCUAUUGGUGCUCCUCAUUUGUCUUGCAAAAUAUGAUUGGUGUAUUUGCUGGUUCACAGUGUACACUAAAAUAUUGAUUUGUUGCAUAGACUUUUUUCCCUUUAUUGGCAGUGAUUUUAAAUCUCUUGGAUAUCAGAAUUUUUAUUCUCACUUUUUUUAUGCUGUGGUAUUAUUUGUUUCAUGGUUUUUUAUUAGAUUUACACAAGGCAAUCGGUGAUUCCGAGCAAUUUUCAGUAGCUUUUUCAGAAACCAGCUUUGUAUGUAUGUUUUGAAAUGAGAUAAAUUCAUUUGAGUUAUACAAAGUUAUACUAUUAUAAAUAGGAAAAAAUUGACAUCCUUUAACUACUUUCUGUACCACUGAGUGUACAUAUGUGUGCCUGUUUCUGUAUAAUCUGAAAACUUAUGCAUUACUGAAACCAUGAAUGUAUGAUCCUCUUUUCCAUUUAGUGCUUUAUAUAGAUAUACAAAAUAUUCUGAUUAAUAUUUAUUUAUUUAUUUGUGAUAAUUUAAAGUCUUGUUGUAUAAUACUUAUCUAUAUUCAUGACAAUACUCACAAAAUUGUGGAAGAAAAGAAAUACAUUUUCAGCUGAAAACUUUUUGGAACUGAAAUUUAAUAUAUAUUAUUCGAUUAUUAUAAAUUAAAGAUCAGCUGUCAAAAAAUGGUUUUUUAAAAAAGACUUGUUGAAUGAAAUUCCUGGAUUUUUAAUCUUUUUUUUUUUACUGGUAAAGGCAAUAUAAUAAGUAGAAACAUAAUGUUUUUUUUUAAUUUCUUUUAUGGAUAUUUAUUUAAUCUGUUUCUUUUAAAACAUUUUAUGAAUUGAAUUUUUUAUGGGCAAUUUUUAAACAUGAAUCCAGAAAAACUUUAAUUAUUCUUUAUUAAUUAUCUUUUUAAAUUAUUCUUUAUUAAUUAUCAUGAAGGCGAAAGUUUGUUUAUAGUGGAUACUAAGCAUUUCUGUAUUUUUUUAGAAACCUAAUUUGUGCUUAACAGUAGAUUACUUGUUUUGCAUUUCACCAAUUUGAUAUUUUUAUAAAAGAUAUUAAAUUUUAUAGAAUCUAACUGCCAUUUGAUUGAAUUUUUAAUACAUUGAUUAUAAUACAUCUUCUAUAUUUGCUUUAUUUAUUUUCAAUGUACUAAAAUUGUUGUAACUGCAACAUUUGUUAAGAAAUUAAAUUUCUUGGUAAAAUAUUUCUCUUGGACUUGCUUCCCAUUUCAUAGAAAAUUGUCUUCUGGUCCUCUUUAGAAGUAAAGAGGAUUUUGCAAGAUGCUGCAUUUUAAUUUGUGUAGUUGUAACUUGCUGAACUUCCUUGAGCUAGUCUGUUUUCUGACUUUAUCCUCACAAAAACUGAUUUUUUAAUUUUUUUUCCCCUUUUUUACUUACUUACAAUCAGUGUUUCUUCUGCUGCUCAAGCUAAUUCCUUGUAAAUUUAAUCUAGUUUUAAUGUGUAGUUUAAUAUAAAAUUUUUAUAUUAAUGAAAUCAUUGCUUUGUAACUUUUGAAAAUAAAAUUAAAUUCAAACUUGCAUACAUUUUUGCUUCAAUAAAAAAUUUACGAAUGUAAGAAA
Messenger RNA from Argiope bruennichi, 5889 nucleotides. RefSeq names its product dynactin subunit 1-like (gene DCTN1-p150). Gene Ontology annotation, biological process: cytoplasmic microtubule organization. NCBI's taxonomy places the organism in Eukaryota, Metazoa, Arthropoda, Arachnida, Araneae, Araneidae. Gene Ontology annotation, cellular component: cytoplasm; microtubule plus-end; nucleus. The record is from RefSeq and is a predicted model, not a curated record. The coding region runs from base 567 to 4322 and encodes 1251 amino acids. Gene Ontology annotation, molecular function: microtubule plus-end binding. The transcript has 3 exons.